Gastrolobium bilobum is the source of this 294-nucleotide messenger RNA. Its product is annotated as GATA transcription factor 15-like. NCBI's taxonomy places the organism in Eukaryota, Viridiplantae, Streptophyta, Magnoliopsida, Fabales, Fabaceae. Bases 1 to 294 code for a protein of 97 amino acids. The transcript is spliced from 2 exons. The record is from RefSeq and is a predicted model, not a curated record.
AUGUCACCCAUGUCACUUUGCAACGCUUGUGGGAUCAAAAGCAGGAAGAAGAAAAGAACAAUUUUGGGGAUAAGGAAAGGAAGCAACGAGGAUAGAAGAAAAGGGAAAACGAGCAGCAAUAGCAGCAAGGUUGGUGGUGGUGGUGGUUUGAGCUUGAAGCAUAGUCAGAGACUAUUUGCUUUCGGGAGGCAGGUUUUGAUGCAAUCGCAUUGUAAGAAAUUGGGAGAGGAAGAACAAGUUCCAGUUUUGUUAAUGUCGCUCUCUUAUGGACGUAUGACUGACUUGGCGAUCUGA